AUGAAGGCACAGAUACUGCUUGCAGCUCUUGCUGUAGUCGCAAAUGCUCGUGUGAUUGAGGAACGGCAACGAGGCAGGACCACUAGUCGCCCGGUACCUGGAGGAAGUCCGCCUGACGUAUCACAAUGCGGUUUGGACGCAUUCGUUGGACACACCUCAGAGGCGCUGUUGUUCUGUAGCAGCCUCUUGCGAUCGGGGACUGCUACCCAGAUCGCUACCCUUACAACUGGCGCUACAACCACAAUUCAGACUACCGUCUACACCACUCUUUAUCCGCCGUCAUCUACUCCGAAGCCUCCGUCAUCGACUCCAAAGCCCCCGUCGUCCACACCCAAGCCAUCAUCGACGCCAAAGCCAUCCUCCACUCCCGUUACACCUUCCGCUAGCCCCUCACCGACUCCUUCGGCUGGAUGCGGAAUCGUUGGUUAUACUAAGAGCACUGCCGCGUACUACUUCGAUUCAUCCGGCACCAAGAAUACAUGGGCGACCUGCAGCGCUGCUUGCAAGGCCGACUCCAAGUGCAAGAGCUUUGGAUAUGGAGAAGCCAAUUGCAUGCUCUUUGAUGUUCUUGCGGCGGACAACACCAACUACAAUCCAAUGUCGCCCUACACUUUCUACGACGCGAGCUGCCCGGUGGAACUACCGGUCAGGAAACGCCAGAUCAACAUCUCGCUUGGCCUUGGAGGCCCUGGACCGCUCUCUUCGGCAUGUUCGUGCUUGAUCACGUCGGGUCCGGCUGGCUCGACGAGGACGAUUUCCACCACCAUCACAAAUAAGGUUACUACCACGCAAACCGUGACCAAAACUUUGAGUUUGCUGCCGGGUCUGCAAUGA
This is a messenger RNA of Trematosphaeria pertusa, 834 nucleotides long. RefSeq lists its product as uncharacterized. NCBI's taxonomy places the organism in Eukaryota, Fungi, Ascomycota, Dothideomycetes, Pleosporales, Trematosphaeriaceae. The record is from RefSeq and is a predicted model, not a curated record. The coding region runs from base 1 to 834 and encodes 277 amino acids. The transcript has 5 exons.